AUGCUCCUGGAUUUCACGUCAACACACGCACGGUCGAUCCAUACGCGCGAGGCAGCCCAACUGGUGAGCGCCCACUCGCCCACCAUCAACAUCUGCGCGCGCGCACUGCCUGCACUCACCUCUGCUCGCACGCACGUGCUUGCGUUCACCUCUGCUCGCGUCCACGUGCUUGCGCUCACCUCUGCUCGCGCACACGUGCUUGCGUUCACAUCUGCUCGCGUGCACGUGCUUGCGCUCAACUCUGCUCGCGCGCACGUGCUUGCGCUCACCUCUGCUCGCGCGCACAUGCUUGCGCUCACCUCUGCUCGCGCGCACGUACUUGCGCUCUACUCUGCUCGCGCGCACGUGCUUGGCGCGUGCCGAUGA
Closterium sp. Naga37s-1 is the source of this 366-nucleotide messenger RNA. The record is from the annotation of a GenBank genome assembly. Lineage: Eukaryota; Viridiplantae; Streptophyta; Zygnematophyceae; Desmidiales; Closteriaceae.